AUGGAAAUGCAUGAUCCGAGGGGCCAAGCAGACCAGACUUACGGCUACUUAGCCGAGGGAACUGAUUCUGUGGGCUUGGGUAGAAGCAGUGAGCAGAAGCCAGCCGUACGACAGGAAUUUAGAGACAUGAAGGAAAAAAGCAAGUUUCUUCGUAGCAUUGAGUACGCAGACGAGGCUGAGGAAUUUAUCAAGAAGGAAAUGCCCGGGUACUAUGUUAAUUGUCACAAUCAGGUGAGGGUGCGACUGAACAAGAAGCGUCAGCGGGCUGUCCCGGGCUAUCAUCAGAAGCCCUGGAAACUUCCCCGGGCACUCCAGCAGUGGCAGCACAAUAUUACCGCGAAUGAAGGGCGUCCAUCGGUGCUCCUACUGGUUGGGUCUUACAAGACAGGCAAAACCGAGUGGGCGAAGAGCUUUGGAAGGCCCGUCGAGAUGACACGGAUAUUGGAUCCUAACGCCUUUGCACAUGACAGCACCCACCUGGUCAUGAAUGACAUUGUAUGGGGUGUCAGAGCUUACUCUGGCCCCUGGGAAGAGAUUUUGAGCUGCAAGGAGUCUUUCGAGAUGAAAUGCAAGGGUCGGAAGAAUAAGAAGACGGUCACCUUUGGCAAGCCGGUAAUCGUGACUAGCAACAGUGACAAUGAUCCCAGGAAGAAUCCAUUGGUUGCCGAGCUGUUCAAGGGUAAGCACGUUGUGGUCGUUGAGUUGAAAAAGAACAAGCUUCUUUUUGAGAAUUGA
This is a messenger RNA of Pyricularia grisea, 735 nucleotides long. RefSeq lists its product as uncharacterized. The coding region runs from base 1 to 735 and encodes 244 amino acids. The record is from RefSeq and is a predicted model, not a curated record. Lineage: Eukaryota; Fungi; Ascomycota; Sordariomycetes; Magnaporthales; Pyriculariaceae. The transcript has a single exon.